Messenger RNA from Macrosiphum euphorbiae (potato aphid), 756 nucleotides. The record is from the annotation of a GenBank genome assembly. NCBI's taxonomy places the organism in Eukaryota, Metazoa, Arthropoda, Insecta, Hemiptera, Aphididae.
AUGUCUCCGCCGACUACGGAACAAUGGCUUGAUAUAGCUGAACAUUUUUAUACAAGUACGAACUUUCCUAAUUGUCUUGGGAGUAUCGACGGGAAACACAUAAGGUGUAAAAAUCCACAAAACUCAGGUUCAUAUUUUUUCAAUUAUAAGAAAUAUUAUUCUAUUAUUCUUAUGGCUGUAGUAGAUUCAAAUUUAAGUUUUGUUUGUAUUGAUGUCGGGGCAUUUGGACGAGAAUCUGAUUCUAAUGUGUUUAAGCAAUGUCCAUUUGGAAAAAAAUUGUAUGCCAAUCAGCUUAAUAUUCCUGAACCUAAGUGCUUACCAAAUACCGAUGACUCUCCUCAACCUUACGUUUUUGUUGCUGAUGAAGCUUUUGCACUGCACAAAAAUUUACUCAGACCAUAUCCAGGCCGUGGGCUUACAAAUACUCGUCGUAUAUUCAACUAUAGGCUUUCAAGAGCAAGAAGGACGGUUGAAUGUGCAUUUGGCGUACUUUCAAAUAAGUGGAGAGUGUUACAUACGCCACUAUUGGUUGAACCAGAUUUUGCGGACGACAUCAUAAAAGCAUGCUGUAUACUACACAACUUUGUCCGCAAAAGAGAUGGUUAUAAUUUCGAGGACAUGGAUACUAGCUAUUUGGUAGAUGGUUUAUCUAAUAGAGGACCGGGAGUACGAUCUCAAGGAAUUGAGGUCAGAGAUUCUUAUGCAGAGUAUUUCAUGGGACCAGGAUCCGUACCAUUCCAGUAUAACAAAAUAUAA